UACGACGGCGCGGCCGAGAAGACGUGUGCGCUCUGGACAUAUUGAUCUCAACGGUGCUUCUCAUUGUAUUAGUCUGUCGCGUAUACGUAUACGCGAGCUGUGCCCAAGUGUAAGUCUUUUUAAACAAAAAUCCCACUGCCAUGGAAAAUAUGUGAAAACUAAGUUAAGUGCAACAAAUUAUUGAGCGAGAAAUCAACGACACGAUAUUCAACGAUAAGGAAAAGUGAUAUAAAAACAAUGCACAAAUGAAGCUGCAACGACAUAAAACGACAUUCCACUGUCACAAAUCAGAGAAUCAACAAAAACACUGCCUGCCGCCCACUGCCCCACAAUGGGGCAACAUAAGGUUGCUGCCACUGGCGGCCCUGCUGCUAUUGUCCUCGUGCCAAGUGGGUCGCGCCCAACAGGCACAGCCACAGCCACAACAGGGGUUGCCCCCAGUGGCAGACAUGGAUGUGGAACUGCUGCAGGAGAAUGAUAUCGAGUUCGCCAGUCUCGAUGGCGCCACACAACUUUUACCCGCCACACGGCACUCGGCAGACGCCACCAUGACGCCGCCGCCGCCCCAGCUGUCGACAACAGCCCCGCUGACAUCAUCGUACACGGAGCUGCAGGGUGGCGAAAUCCUCAGCGAGCGCACUCUCCGGCGCAGCGAGAGCCCAUACCUGGCGCGCGAUGACCUCGAAGUGAUGCGCGGAGCACGCCUGACCAUCGAGCCGGGCGUCACCAUAGAGUUUGCUCCCACCAAGGGCCUCAAAGUUAAGGGAGUUCUACAAGCGGUGGGCACUCCCACCGCAAGAAUUGUGCUGAAAUCUCAGAGCAACACAGCAAACUACAAAAUGGAGCUGCCCGAUGAUCAGGAUAAGGGCAUACGUCUGGUGGAUGGACCCACGCCCGUCGAGGGCCGACUGCAGCUGUACCACAAAGGUGCUUGGCGUUCCGUGUGCUCCAAUUCCAGAAAUUGGACUCUGGCGGACUAUGGUGUGGCCUGCAAGCAGUUGGGCUAUCGAGGGGGACGCUUCUGGAACUGGGUGGAACGGACUCCAGGCUACUAUCCGCGACUGCUGUACGAGCAGCCCAAGUGUCGUGGCGGAGAGAAGCAACUGGUGGAUUGUGCCUGGAGUUCGAGGCAAAUGGGCGCUGGAGCCUGCGACUACCACAACGAUCUGGGCAUCCAGUGCCAGCCCGUGCAUGCGGUGCCACUGGGGCACUGGCGUGGCAUCUACUUCGACAAUGCACCAUCCACGAAGGCACUCGGCAGGGAUAACACGGUGUACGCGGCACGAUCCGAGUCACGACUGAAGUACGUGGACAUCAUAAGAGCGGGAAAUGGCGAAGGUUUCAGUGCAAAGUCCGCCGUGGAGGUGCAGGGUUUGCCGCCGCAAAUGGAGCACGUGGUGAUCAGCCAUUCGGCGUACACGGGAUUCAACAGCACCCUGCCGUGGGCUGGAUUCCAGCUGCAGAAUGUCACCGUGAGGAAGUGCAACGGCAUUGGAGUGUUUGUCAAUUCCAGCCAGGGAAUGGUGCAACUCGACGGCUGUUCCAUUGUGGACAAUGCGGCAGAUGGUGUCAAGUACGUGGGGCACGAUCUGCGCGGCACGGAGCGCAAGGAUCGUGCGAGCAUCUACGACUUUUGCACACUGCCCACCACCUCGGGGCAGACCUAUCCCAUUUCGCUGUCUUUCACACAGAAGUACUACGCGGGAUCGGUGAAGGAGUGUGGCAAGUACUUCUUCACGCGUCCCGGCUACCUGUUGACGCUCCACUUCGAGCACUUUGUGCUGAUGCAGAAUGAGACGGCCACCGUGGAGAUCUACGAUGGAGCCUCCACCAAUGAUCGGCUGCUGUUCCAGUGGCAGGCGAGGAACUACACGCGUCCGCAGAGUGUCACCACCACCAGGGAGAAGAUGUUUGUCCGCAUUCGCGCGGAUGCCAGGCAGGAGAUGAAUGGAUACUUCCGCAUCACCUCGGGCGACUCGGUGGCCUACGAUCUGCGCGUGUCGCAGUCCACGGUGGAGGAUAAUGGUGGCCGCGGUGUGGCCAUUGAUAACAUUCGCUCGAAGAUCCACGUGCACGGGAGUUCCGUGUCCGGCAAUGGCCAUGUGGCGGGAGUGCAUGUGACCAGCGGUGCGGGAGAUGUGAACAUAACCAGCUCCAACAUAAGCUUCAACAAUGGCGCAGGUGUAAACAUCACUUACUAUGGCGGAAAUCGAAACAUUUCCCGCUCCGCGCUGACUGCCAACAAGGGCUAUGGCAUGGCCACGUGGCUCAAUCACACCACGGACAUCGAUCGCGUGGAGUUUAUACCCUUCAAUCAGACCAGCGUCGUGGAGUACUCGCAGAUUGCCGGCAACCUGGAGACGGGCGUGUUCCACGGCAACUUCUGUCGCCCCAUUUGGGUGAACAUCACGGGCAACAGCUUCAAUGGCAGCCAGCAGAAUGACAUCUUCAUCGAGUCCUGCUACCAGGCCACAGCCAAUGGGCAGCCCAACAUGCAGCUGCAGCUGGGACACAAUCAGUUCAAGUACUCCCAGGCAAACUCCAUUAAUCUGAGUCCCGCCUUGAAUCUCCAAGGCAGAAUCGAGUUCAAUGUCUUCCGCUUUGGCAGCUACGGAUGCCUCUACGUGAACAACGACUACAUUUAUCCCGAGUUCAACUACUUCCCCGUCAAGCUAACCAUUCAGAGCAAUUACUUUAUGCGGAACAGCGGUGUCCAUGUGGUGUCACUCGGUCUGUCCCCGUAUAGCCGCGCGGAGGUCCAGUACAUUCUCUUCACGCGAAACUUUGUGCGGAGCAACAACAUCACCGAGGCCUUUGGCCCGCUGAUUGCUGGCAGUGAAGGCUCCGACGGGGCAGGCAGACUCAAUCCCAGAUCGAGGGUGGCUGCUCCUGUCGUGGUGGGCUCCAGCAACGUGGACAUCUAUCGGAACAUUCUGCACAAUCUGGACUCCAUGUACGAGAUUGGCUCACAGCUGACGGACCAGAGCAAGAUCAUCAAUGCCACCUGCAACUGGCUGGGCCACACCGACGAGAACCGCAUCUAUGCGCGACUCUUCCAUCGCAACGAUCGCUACAAUCUGGCCAAGAUCAACUACAUCCCCUACCUGCUGCACAGCUCCAAUCCGGGAUCCACUGCCAUGAUCACGGUCUCCACUGUGGUGCCUCGGUUCUUCCACGAGGGCAGCGACAUCAUUGGCGGCGAGGUGGAUGGCCAGGACAUGGUGCCAGCUGGCACCUACACCGUCACCAAGGACAUCAACAUACGACCCGGGGGCAAGCUCAUCCUGCAGCCAGGCACAACGUUGAGGUUCGAGCCAAGUGUGGGGAUGAUGGUGGCUGGGAAGCUGGAGGCCAGAGGCCGUCGACCCGAUGACAUUCUCUUCACCCUCAAGCGGGAGACCAUCAUUGGGGAGCACAACGACACGGAGACCAUCGAUUUGGACAGCGAAACGGAGGCCAUAGACAUGGAAACGGAGGUUAUACCUUCGAAUGGGAUACCCAGGAUCCCCGUGCGCCUGGUGGGCGGUUCGGGUGCCAAUGAGGGCCGCCUGCAGGUGUACGUGAAAGGCCGCUGGGGCACUGUCUGCGACUACGGUUGGAAUGUGCUGAAUGCCGCUUUGGUGUGCCACCAACUUGGGUACUCGCUGAACCCACAGGACUGGCGAUUGCUACGCUCACAGCUGCCCAAUGCUGGCACCUCCGAGGACAUCCUGGUGGCCAAUGUGCGCUGCACGCUGCAGGACAAAGAUGUGACCCAGUGCCGGGCGGAGUACGAGUUCGAGAACACCUGCAGCCACGAGAAUGAUGUGGGUCUGAGGUGCUACGAGGGCGCCUGGGCGGGUGUACGCUUCAGCAUGCUGGCAGAGCGAGCAGAUCUCCAGUACGUGACCGUGGAGAAGGCAGGACUCUUCGACUACACCACGAAUGCGUUCAAGCCUGCCGUGCAAAUGGAUCACGCGCGACACAAUCUGGAGAACGUGCGAGUGGUGAACAAUCUGCAGGAUGGACUGGGCAUCAUCUAUGCGGACAUUUAUGCCGGCAAAUCGGUGAACAACAUCAAGAACUCAGAGUUCUCGGGGAACCAGGGCAGCGGCAUAAGCUUCAAGCAGCUGGAUUUCCGCAUCUCUGGCUCCAUCAUCAAGGAGAAUCGCGGCAGUGGCAUCUCCCACGAUGCGGUCAUCUCCGCGCUAGACCAGAAGGAAAUUGGCGGCUGGUUCAACAUGGCCCGGGACUUCAAUGCCUACGAAACGGACUACGAUCCGUACUUGCUGCCCCACGAGGUAGCCAACAUCGAUCUGGGCACCUUUGAGCACAAGUACAUCCGCACGGAGGAGCUGCUGGGCGUGUCCAUCAAUCGCAAGAUCGUGGUGCAGUGCCCCGCGGGCUAUGUCAUCGGCAUACAGCUCCUCAAUCCCAUCCACAAUCUGUCCACGGAGAGCAUCAGCAUCCUGAAUGCGCGCACGGAGAACAUUCGCAGCGACUUGUGGCAGGUGAAGCGCGAUCUGAAUGUGUUCCCCGUGACGAGCAGCAGCUAUGGCAUCAUCAUUUACUACGAGAGCGGGCACGAGGCCCUCGGAGGAGCUGUGCUCAUGCUGAGUACAGUCACCGCUCCAGUGCAAAACAUUCGGAAUCGCAUAGUCAGCGGCCCAGUGCCCACACUCGUCAUACGCUCCACGAAGAUCCAGAAGAAUCUGCGUGGCAUUACGGGCAGCUACUACAACAGAUACAUCGGGGAUAAUGGCGAGAACUAUCUGCGCAAGGCCAACGAGUCGAUUCGUUUGAUCAACUCGGAGCUGAGCUACAACGAGCGGGAGGCGAUCCUGAUUCGCUCGCCCUUUUGGGAUGUCAUUUCCAGCAAUCUCUCGGAGGUGACCAUCCACGUGAAUGGUUCGUUGAUUGCCCAGAAUGGCCAUGGCAUACGACAGAUGUCCAAGGAUCUGCGCUCGUCCAACAAUCUCUUCCAUUAUGUCAUCCAGGACACCACAGUGGAGCAGAACACCCACGGGGGCUUCCAGGUGGCACUGCCCUACGUCUGGCAGUACAACGAGAACUUUACCCACUCGAUAUACUUCGGGAACAGCACCUGGCAGCGGAAUCGCGACUUUCACAUCUCCAUCCACGGCCACUACACGGUUUUCAACAUCACUUCGAAUGUCUUCAGGGAGAACAACUGCCCGAAUGCCCUCAUCGCACUCGAUGGCAUGGAGAAGCGUCUGCGCUUCGACAACAAUCGCUUCGAGGGCAAUAAUGCCAAGUUUGUGCUGCUCUUCAAAGCGGAUUCGUUGAGUGAAAUCAUCGGCCAGGUGCCCGCCAGCAUAGAGUACAACAGCUUCAAGGAUAAUCGCAUUGUGAGCCUCACGGCGGACUACCGACAUCACUACCUGAAGGCGGUGCGGAAGCUGCGAAAACAGCAUCGACUGCCCACCGCUGUGAUCCGCUUGGAUGGUGUCCAGAAUGUGCGACUCUAUCGGAACUUGAUAGCGGAGAAUGACAUGGACUACAAUCUGGUGGCGGGUGUACGUUCUGCCAGACUAAACAACUACUUUGAGGCCAGGGAGAACUGGUGGGGCACCAAGGACACGGCGUACAUCGAGUCCAAGAUCUUUGACUUUGACAACUGGAACGAUCACGCGGAUGUCAUCUAUCAGCCCUUCCUCAUCGAGGACAGCUACGAUGCGAGUGUGUCCGUUGUGGUUCCCUUCAAUCAGGAUCGGGAGAUCGAUUUGUACACCUACCGUGGAGGCAGAGUCUACAAGGAUCUGACGCUGCUCAAGCAGAGUUCUCCGUACUACAUCGGCUCGGACAUCACGGUGAUGCCGGGCAAAACGCUGACCAUUAAUCACGGUGUGACCAUGGAGUUUGAGCCGAAUGUGGGCAUCCUCGUGCUGGGCACACUGAUGGCCAUUGGCUACAAGGAGUCGCCGAUUGUGAUGCGUCCCUUCCGCAAUGCCACACGCGAGUCCAUGGUGGAGGCACAGCCCCGCAAGCGUGCCCUGGAGGACAUGAGCGCGGCCCUCACCGACUUUGACUCCAUUCGACUGUGCACCAGUGCCAACAAUUGCACGGGCGAGGCGGAUGGGCUGUUCGGGUUGAAUGAGGGCUUCCUGGAGUACUUCAAUCACACGACGCUGCAGUGGGUGCCCAUAUGCGAUGGUCGCUUCACCGAACGCAAUGCCCAGGUCGUGUGCCGGGAGCUGGGCUUCGAUCCGCUGAAUGUCUACUAUGGCCACGACAGGCGCAUUGAGUUCCACACGAACUCGUUGACUCGCAUUUGGUCCUGGGUGCAGCCGCUGGAGUGUCGUGGCGAUGAGGAGCGCAUGGAGGAUUGCGCGGAGCGACUCAAUGGCCAGCUCUACGGACAUCGCCACGAGUGCAAGUGGGACGAUGUCUACGUGUUUGUCAGCUGCAACAGUGUGGCCGAUGAUGAGGUCUACUGGGGUGGCAUCCGCUUUGCCAACUCAAAGUUUGAGGAGAUCCAGUACGAGCAUCGGCUGCACAACACUCGCUCACAUGCGCGACUGCCGCUGAGGGAGAGCCAACUGGAGUACGUGAGGAUCGAGCAGGCGGGCAUCCUGCACAACCACAAGGCAGCCGCCAUCCAGGCCAUCCACAAGAAUCCCACCAUAAGCUCUGUGAGCAUCGAGAACUCGGCCAAUCAUGGCAUCAAUCUGAUUGCGCCCAGUGGCAAGCUCAAUCUCAAUCAUUUGAACAUCAACAAGACCCUCGGCACAGGCAUCAGCAUUGUGUCGCUCACGGGCGAAGGGCGGGACAGCGAUGAGUCCAGCUUUUCCCCCCUGAAGAAACUCGAUCUGCCGUACAAACUCUUCUCUCUGGUGGACAUAUGCGAUCCGCAGAAGGUGCUCGACAUUGAGGAGCGAAUGCUCAUCUACUACAAGUACGACAAUAAUCCCGUCAACUGUGUGAAGAUCUUCACCUCGGCAUUCCGUGCCAAACCCAUUGGCUUCCGCUUGCUGCAGUCCAAUCUCUUCAAUCACUCGAAGCUCUAUGGCAGAACGGACUUCAUCAAGCUGUACGACGGGGACAUCUACAAUGUAACGGCCACCUAUCUGGGCAAAAUUGAAUCGGACACGGACAAUCAGCGCUCCUUCUUCAAGACCAAAGGCCCAACGAUGAGUCUGCAGCUGGUGGCGAGUGGUGCACCCGAGACGCAUGGAUUUAUCGCCGAAGUGGUGACAGUUCCCAUCUCCACUUUGGGUCAAAAUCGUGAUGCCCUGCACAACAUUACGGAUACUCACAUCUCCGGGGCCAUGAAGGGCGCUGUCAGCUAUGCCUCAGCGGGUGAGGUGACCCCGACAUUGACCCUCAUUGGCAAUCGCAUUGAGAAGAAUUGUCGCCAGUUGUAUGGUAACUUUUCCACCUGCGCCUCGGCACUGAAUUUGGAUGUGCAGAACAUGAAUUCCAUGUACUUCAUGAACAAUCUCCUCGUGGAGAACCAAGGUGGCCUUCGCAUUCGCGCUGAUUCGCGAGGUUCCGCCACCUCCCUGCGUGGCUUUAUACAUCACAAUCUGUUCAUGAGAAAUCGCAAUCGUCCUGCUUUGUAUGUGGAAGGACGUCAGUCAUCGCCGUACCAGGAAGUGGAGCUCUAUCGCAACUACUUUGCCCAGAAUAAUGCUGGCUAUGAGGAUGUCAUUCGGCUGUGCCAAGUGGUGUCCAACUUCAGCUACAAUUAUGUCCACAGCAACAUGGGGGGACGCAUCAUGGAGGUGUCUGGCUUCGAGAAAGUACGCCUGCAGAUCUAUCAAACCACAGCGCAUAAUGGUUUCUAUAGAAAUGUGGCCACCAAUUGGAUGUCUAGAGCCACAGUUGUGGCCGGCACUGCGGGUCAGCAAUAUGUGGAUAAUAUCUUUGAGAACUACGAGAAUGAUUACGAGCUGCUGACUGUCAAUAAUUCCAUUAUGAGUUUUGACUAUGAAAACAGGACCUUCGAAACCUGGAGCUCGAGAAUCGAUGCGCGACACAAUUAUUGGAGCUACAACAAUACCAUAUCGGUGCAGUCGCGCAUUAAAGAUAAAUCAGACGAUCCCAUGCUGCUGGAAGUCCUUGCCGUGCCCUUCCAAAUGAACAAUGAAACCAUUUUGGAUGGCAAAUGUCCACCGGGCUGGGCGCUCGUCCAUGACACUUGCUUCAUUUAUGUUGGGGCACCCAUGACCUUCCAUGAGGCGCGGGAUUUCUGUCGCUCGGAGAACUCCACGAUGCCCUUUUUGAGAACAGAUAAGACCACCCUCUGGAAGUAUCUGCAGAGCCAAAUGCGGCAUCUAAAGUAUCCCGAGAAGGUGUGGAUACAGGACUACAAUCACAUCGAGCGCUGCACGAGCUUUGUCUUCGGGGAGAUUGAGGUGGAGGAUUGUGGCAGGGAGCGGGGUUUCAUCUGCGAAAUGGAUCCAAGAGUAAUCAUUGAUCCCUUGUCGUGGCGUGCUGACAUUUUUGCCAUUAGUAUUAUCUCGGCCUUCGUGCUGGCCAUCAUUCUGCUCAUUCUGGUGGCCUUCUGCUGGUUCGCCAAGUCCAAGCAUCGUCAUGUGCAGCGUCUGCAGCGGCGGAACAGCAUCCGGCAGAGUCUGCGGAGUCUCAACAGCAUCGAUCCGCAGGGCUCCCUGCGCCGGCGACCCAAUUAUAACAUGUCCAGCAACGGCACACUGUCCAAGAGCCAGGACUACAAGCAAAUGGUGGCCAAUGGCUCCAUUGACUCCAUGGACAAGAGCGUCCUCAGCUCCAACUUCGAGGGCUACGAGCAGAAGCCACACUACAAUGAGUAUGUGAAUCAGAAUGCCCUGCGGCCGGCGCAGGCCCCAGGAUCACAGGAACACCAGCAGUCAUCCUCCCCCCACAAGGUGGCGACCAUCUCCAAGGCCACGGGACAUCGAGCCAGAGCUGCAGCUGCAGCUGCCGCGGCAGCCGCCCUACCACCCACGGAUGCCUUCGAGUUGAGUUACCGCAACGAGGGCUUCCGGGAUAACUCCACCUACGGCGGCGGCACCAGAGCCAACUCGAUAAGCACCAGCGUGGCCGAGGACACGCCCAUUAUCCAUCAAACGGAUGCGGAGGGAGAGGAGGUGGGCUCCGAUUACUACGGCAAUGCCAGCACCCUGCCCCUGAGAACAGACACGGGUGGCAGCAGCACGGGCGGUGUGUCACGCGGCAGACGCGGGCAGCCGGGUCUGGCGUUCCUCAGCGAACUGAAGCAGAAUCUGCCCGAGUAUCAGCGGAGCUCUCACAGCAGCUUCAUGCCACAGAGGAGCAGCGGCGAGUCGCUGCCCUUCGAUCAAAAGUUGGACCAAUUCAACUACUCCACAGAGUCGUCGCUGUACCGCCCGGCGCCAUCGGUGCCUGCAGCUCAAACCCCGCAGCAGCAGCAGCUGGAUAUGCGACGUCCAGACUCGUAUUAUACAGCCGUGAGGAGCAGCAAGGCGCCCACAUCACACUACCGGACACCACGUCCGUUGGCCCAACCGCCUGCAGCGCCCACAGUGCAGGCGCGACCCAAGACUGUCUACCAGACGGCAUCCGAGGAGUCCUCUCCCACGACGCCCUCGCCGCUGGCCGUGACCAAUGCCUAUCAUCGAUCCAAGUCGGAGGCGCUGCUGGAGACCGAUUUCGAUCACGAUGAUGGCGCCGGCGGACUGCAGCCGCUGCAAACGAACGGACGGAGUCACAGUCAGCCCCUGGAGACGGCUAUGUGAGGCGGGAGGGGAGUUUCAGCUCCAUUUCAUACUCUAAUUAACGCUCACUUUACACUACACAACACAACACAACACAACACUUUCUAGUUUUUUAGUUUUGCAUCAUCCAAACCGAGAUUAUGCUAGCCGACACGAUCGAUAUUGAGAGACGAACACGCCCGCCCGUUGUUGUUUUUUUUUGUGGUAUACUUAGAUCAUUCCAUCCAUUAGUUAUAGUGCAAAUUGAAUUAGAAUCGAAAAUACGAAUUAGCUGUAAGUUGUUGUAAAUAAACAUAUGAGAAAAUGACUACAAAUUAAAAGAAA
Molecule: messenger RNA, 10001 nt
Organism: Drosophila guanche
Lineage: Eukaryota; Metazoa; Arthropoda; Insecta; Diptera; Drosophilidae
Gene: bark
Product: protein bark beetle
Exons: 12
Coding region: 246-9698 (3150 amino acids)
Cellular component (GO): membrane
Source: RefSeq, a predicted model, not a curated record